Messenger RNA from Arachis stenosperma, 3026 nucleotides. RefSeq names its product BEL1-like homeodomain protein 1. Lineage: Eukaryota; Viridiplantae; Streptophyta; Magnoliopsida; Fabales; Fabaceae. The transcript is spliced from 7 exons. Gene Ontology annotation, biological process: regulation of transcription by RNA polymerase II. The record is from RefSeq and is a predicted model, not a curated record. Gene Ontology annotation, molecular function: RNA polymerase II cis-regulatory region sequence-specific DNA binding; DNA-binding transcription factor activity, RNA polymerase II-specific. Bases 358 to 2619 code for a protein of 753 amino acids.
GGGAAUAGUUGAGACACAUGGACUACAUUAUCUAUCAAAGUAUGGAAAGAGAGCAGAAACCUUGAAUCUCUCUGUGUGGAAUAAAAGGGUGGAUAGCUUUAUUAGAGAGAGAGAGAGAGAGAGAGAGAGAGAUGGACACUUUGUCUAGUUAAGAUAGCACCUUUCUACCUUCCUCUCAAUCCUCAAAUCACCACGCUUCUUUAUUUUCUUUCCCAUUCACAAAAUGGAUCUGCAAGUACCACAAGAAGUGAUGAGAUCCAACAACACAACUACUGAUAUUCUAAUCAUACACUACUUGUAGUGUUGCCAAAUCGAAACCAAGCUAAGAAGAAGAAGAAUCACAGAGAACAGAAAAAGAUGGCAACGUACUUUCAUGGCGGCAACAAUAACAAUAACAGUGGCAGUUCGGAUAUUCAUCAUCAUCAAUCUUCCGCAGAAGGAGGGGGAUUACAGACACUGUUCCUCAUGAAUCCAAACAACUACGUACCUUUCCCCUCUGACACCGCACAAAAUCCAACACCAAACAUGCUCUUCUUCAAUCCCAACAACAGUACUACUACUCCCCACGCGCUCAACCUCGCAAGUCUCUCUCACGCGCCGCCCCAACAACAAAUAAUCGGAGUAGAACCUGCCGGCGGUGGCAAUGAGAUCUCCGGCUUCCAUGGCUUUGUGGGGCCCACACCACGUGUUCAUCACUACAAUUGGGGAUCCAUCAUGGAUCAAACGGCUCUUUCUUCUUCCUCUUCUUCUGUUGUUGCAGCAACUGUGACGGUUGUUCCAAAUAAUUAUUCGGAACAUACAGUCACAACCGCAACAACAGAAAUGAGAUUUCAUAGAGCGGGAGGCCAUCAAUCCCAUCAUCAUCCGCAAGGGUUGUCACUUAGUCUUUCCUCUCAACAACUUCCGUUUAGGUCUUUUUCCAACGCCGGUGGGGUUUUGAAUAGUGUUGUACUUGGAUCCAAGUUUCUGAAAGCGGCACAGGAGCUUCUUGAUGAAGCCGUUAACGUGGGUAACGAUAAUAAGAUGGAUUAUUCCAACAAUAAAGAGAAGAUGAAAGGGAAUAAAAAUGUUGAAUCCACGUCUGAUGGUGGCGGUGAUGAUAAUAGAUCAAGUGGUGGCGGCAGCGGCGGUGAAAAUAGUGGUGGUGACAACAAACAAGGAAGUGAACUCAACACUGCUCAAAGACAAGAACUUCAUAUGAAUAAGUCCAAGCUUGUUACCAUGCUUGAUGAGGUGGAGCAAAGAUACAGAGAGUACAAGCAACAAAUGCAAAUUGUGACGUCAUCAUUUGAGGAAGCAGCUGGUUAUGGAGCUGCAAGAGCAUACACAGCACUUGCAUUGAAGACAAUAUCGAAGCAGUUUCGGUGCCUAAAAGAUGCAAUAUGUUUGCAGAUCAAAACGACUGGCAAGACGCUAGGUGAAGACAACUGCAUGGGAGUUAAAGUGGAGGGUUCAAGGCUUAGAUUCAUUGAUCACAAUCUCCGGCAACAAAGGGCGCUUCAACAGUUGGGAAUGAUACAACACAAUGCUUGGAGACCACAAAGAGGAUUGCCCGAACGAGCGGUUUCUAUUCUUCGAGCUUGGCUUUUCGAACAUUUUCUUCACCCUUAUCCAAAGGACUCCGAUAAGGUUAUGCUUGCAAGACAAACUGGACUUACUCGGAGCCAGGUAUCAAACUGGUUUAUAAAUGCCCGAGUUAGGCUAUGGAAACCAAUGGUUGAAGAAAUGUACUUAGAAGAAAUUAAGGAUCAACAACACAAUAACAAUAAUGGCUCCCAAGAUGAUGAUGAUGAUGAUGACAUUGACACCACCAACAAGAAGAAGAAGAAGAAGCUAAUAAGAGAAUCAUCAAACAAGGAAUUAUGGUCAUCAUCAUCAUCACAAUUAGAACAACCACCAUGUAGUAGUAGUGCCAUUAGACUUGACCACUUAAACACCAACCAAAACAACACUACUCCAAUGACUGAGAUCUCACCAAAUUCCAACAACAAUUCAAUCUCAACAUCUCCAUUGAAUCUAAGGAAUCCUCAUCAUGAGAUUAUGAACUCUCCAGCAGGUAGCAUUCUUUCUGUGGACAUGGAAAUGAAGCCGAUAAGAGAGACAAAUAGCAGCAACAACAACAACAACGUAAAUUUUGGAAUUGAAUUAGGGAACCCUAAUAAAGACGGUUACCCUUUAAUGGCUUCUUUUGGGAAUGAAAACCACGAAGGUGGCGGCGGUAGCGGUAGCGCUUAUGGUUCUACUACAUUCUCCAUGGAAGACAUUGGAAGGUUCCAUCAACAAUUGGUGGCUCCAAGGUUCCAUGGGAAUGGUGUUUCACUCACUCUAGGGCUUCCACCAAGUGAUAACAACAACACCAACAAUAACUUUCCAUCGCAACAAGUAGGGUUUCUCUCCUCACACAACAUGCAUUUAGGAGGAGGAGGAGGAAGGAUUCAUCAUCAUCAUCACGACAUUGAACCAGCAACCAAUGAUGAUGAGUUUUGUGGAAUGAAGAACAAUGCCACAACACCUUCUUCUCAUUCAGGAACAAGUUAUGAUCAUAAUAACAACAACAUUGACAUGCAAAAUCCGAAGAGGUUUGCUUCUCAUCAAUUGUUGCGUGAUUUUGUGGCCUAGCUGCAACCUAAGAUAUUAUUAUUAUUAUUAUUAUUAUUAUUGGAGAUCACAAUUUUCUCAAAGUUUAGGUUUUAUAUAUAUAUAUAUAUAUAUAUAUAUAUAUAUAUAUAUAUGUAUCUUAGAGCAAAGAAAAAAAUUGUUAGACGUGUAUGUAAUUUAAUGCUCUAUAUAUUCUUUUAAUUAGUUAGUUAGUUAUGUCAUAUGUGAUAUAUGAGUGUUAACACAGUAAUUUACUUCUUGUGUUUUUCGUUUAUUUUUGUGAAUCAACCACUACAUACAUUUUGGAAUAACGUGAUGAUUUCUUGGAAGACUUUAGCUAUACGUGGGAGGGUAAUUAAGUUUAAGUUUGCUUCAUCAUGUAAGGAUGAAAACUAUAGUAAAUUAAAAUAGUACAUUACAUAUAUAUA